CCCUGGGUGCCGGGGGCGGGAGGAGGAGGAUCCAGCUGGGCCCUGUGAGCCCCCAGCGCUGGCGGCAAAAUGUUGAUAGUUGAGAAGACAACUGACUACCCAUCGGCCGAGUAUUCCCUGGUGGAGGAUGUGGCCCUGCAUUUCACCUGUUUGAUGGACAGGCUGAACCAGCAGCGUCUCUUCCAGCCAGACCUGUGCGACGUGGACCUGGUGCUGGUACAGCAACACAGCGUCUUUCCGGCCCACAAGGGGGUCCUGGCUGCCUACAGCCAAUUCUUCCACUCUCUCUUCACUCAGAACAAGCAGCUGCAAAGGGUCGAGCUGUCCUUGGAGGCCCUGGCCCCUCGAGGCCUGCAGCAGAUCCUCAACUUUAUCUAUACCUCUAAACUCCUGGUCAACGCGGCCAACGUUCAGGACGUGCUGAACGCCGCCUCGGUGCUCCAGAUGGCGGACAUCGCGGCCUCCUGCCAGGACUUGCUGGACGCCUGCUCCCUCGGUCCACCGGGCCCUGUGGCCAUGGCCCUGGGGCCUGGGAGCAGCAGCGGAGGUUGCCCUCCCGGCCCUGCCUCGUACUAUUGCGAGAUCAAGCAGGAGGCUGACGCUCCCAAGAUCUAUGCCCGAGAAGGGACGGAUCCGUUUUCGGUGAGAGUGGAGGAUGGCGUGGGGCUGGGGGGCAGCCCUGGCAUGGGGCUGAGCCCAGUGUCGACAAAGCCGUUCUACAAGGAGGAGAAGGAGGAGGCUGGGGGGACCGAGGGGACCGCGCCCGGGGCUCUGUGUAAGCUGGAAGGGGCCGAGGACUCCGAGGAGGACCUGGAAGGCCAGGGAUCCUACAGCGGGGAGCAGCAGCAGAUCAUCGUGGAGGUCAACCUGAACAACCAGACGCUCCAUGUGUCCAAAGGGCCCGAGGGGAAGCCGCCGGCUGCGGACACUGGGGAGGCCACCGUGGUGCUGGGCCCGGAGGAGAGAGCCAGGGGGGAGGAGGAGGAAGAGGAGGAGGAGGAGGAGGAGGAGGAGGGGGAGGGGGGGGCUGGCGGUAGUGGAGGAGAGGAAGAGGAGGAGGAGGAGGAAGAGGAGGAGGAGGAGGAGGAAGAAGAGGAAGAGGAGGAGGGUGAUGGUGGGGAGGAGGAGGACGAGGAGGAGGAGCGCAGUGAGGAAGAGGAGGCAGAGACGACAGAAGAGGAGGAGGAGGAGUCCGGCCGGGCCGGGAGGGAGAAGCCGAGGCCCGCUUGUCAAGGAGCCCGGGCGAGCCAGGCUGCCAGGGGCAGCGUGGCCACGAGGUCGAGGGAGAGUGCCAAGCAGGGGGUGUCGGGGGGGGAGGAGGAGGAGGGAGUCGAGGAGGGGGCCCGUCGAGGCCGGAAGCGAAGGAAGGAGGCCCAGCUGCCGGCCCCAGCCCCCGAUGGCCUGGGCCCCAAGGUCAAGCUGGAGGAGAAACAGCACCACCCCUGCCAGAAGUGCCCUCGGGUCUUCAACAACCGCUGGUACCUGGAGAAGCACAUGAACGUGACCCACAGCCGCAUGCAGAUCUGCGACAAGUGUGGCAAGCGCUUCCUGCUGGAGAGUGAGCUCCUGCUGCACCACCAGACGGACUGCGAGAGGAACAUCCAGUGUGUCACGUGCGGCAAAGCCUUUAAGAAGCUUUGGUCCCUCCACGAGCACAACAAGAUUGUCCACGGCUACGCAGAGAAGAAGUUUUCCUGCGAGAUCUGUGAGAAGAAGUUCUAUACCAUGGCGCACGUCCGGAAGCACAUGGUCGCUCACACCAAGGACAUGCCCUUCACCUGCGAGACCUGUGGCAAGUCUUUCAAGAGGAGCAUGUCACUCAAAGUCCAUUCCCUGCAGCAUUCUGGGGAGAAGCCUUUCAAAUGUGAGAACUGCAAUGAGCGCUUCCAGUACAAGUACCAGCUUCGCUCCCACAUGAGCAUCCACAUUGGUCACAAGCAGUUUAUGUGCCAGUGGUGCGGCAAGGACUUCAACAUGAAGCAGUACUUCGAUGAGCACAUGAAAACGCACACAGGUGAGAAGCCAUAUAUCUGUGAGAUCUGCGGCAAGAGCUUCACGAGCCGGCCCAACAUGAAGAGGCACCGACGGACACACACGGGCGAGAAGCCCUACCCCUGUGAUGUGUGCGGCCAGCGCUUCCGCUUCUCCAACAUGCUUAAAGCCCACAAGGAGAAGUGCUUCCGCGUCAGUCACCCGAUGACCUCGGACACUCCCGAUGGCGCCGCCCCUUCCACCCCUACCCAGCCUGGCCUUCCUCCCCCGCAGCCCCCGCCUCCACCGCCGCCCCCCUCACACUCCCUCCCUCUGCUCCCCCCGCUCCCCCAGACCCUGCCACCCCCACCUCACUUACCUCCCCCACCCCCUCUGUUCUCUACGGGGAAGGUCAAUGCCAGCCACAACUAGGGCCCCCUUCUCACCCUGGCCCUGCUGCUCUACCCCAGAGCCCUCUCAUUGCCUCUCGUCCAUGCCAAGUUUGUCCCGGCUGCACCUCCGAAAGGACCCCAUGG
Messenger RNA from Vombatus ursinus (common wombat), 2507 nucleotides. RefSeq names its product zinc finger and BTB domain containing 47 (gene ZBTB47). Gene Ontology annotation, cellular component: nucleus. Bases 70 to 2403 code for a protein of 777 amino acids. Gene Ontology annotation, biological process: regulation of transcription by RNA polymerase II. The record is from RefSeq and is a predicted model, not a curated record. Lineage: Eukaryota; Metazoa; Chordata; Mammalia; Diprotodontia; Vombatidae. Gene Ontology annotation, molecular function: protein binding; RNA polymerase II cis-regulatory region sequence-specific DNA binding; DNA-binding transcription factor activity, RNA polymerase II-specific. The transcript is spliced from 7 exons.